This is a messenger RNA of Scheffersomyces coipomensis, 2714 nucleotides long. RefSeq names its product carnitine O-acetyltransferase (gene CTN1). Gene Ontology annotation, cellular component: mitochondrion. Lineage: Eukaryota; Fungi; Ascomycota; Pichiomycetes; Serinales; Debaryomycetaceae. Gene Ontology annotation, biological process: carnitine metabolic process. Gene Ontology annotation, molecular function: carnitine O-acetyltransferase activity. The record is from RefSeq and is a predicted model, not a curated record. The transcript has a single exon. The coding region runs from base 190 to 2514 and encodes 774 amino acids.
AUUUGGUGUAUUUCACUAUAUACAUUUACCUAUUCUUACUUACUUACUCACGCUUUGCUUUUAAUUUUAACUACUUAUAAAAGUUAGACCCUUUAGUUUGUUGUUAUACUUGUAUACUCCUUACAUCUUCUAUUAGACUAUUAUUUCAUUCACUUCAAACCUCCAUACACACAGACAUAACUAUCUAUCAUGACAACUUAUUCUCAUCAAGGUGAGUUGCAAAAAUUACCUAUACCAGACUUAAAUGAAACUUUAGCCAACUAUUUAAAAGUUUUAAAACCUUUACAAACUGAUAUCGAACAUCAAAGAACCAUUCAUGCUGUGGAAACUUUUCUUAAAAAUGGAACAGGGAAAUAUCUCGAUGAAGAAUUAAGAAACUUCUCCAAGACUAGAAAUAGUUAUAUUGAACAAUUUUGGUAUGAUUCUUAUUUAAAUUAUGAUUCUCCAGUGGUAUUGAAUUUAAAUCCUUUCUUCUUAUUAGAAGAUGAUCCCUUCAAUAAUGAUAAUCAUCAUACUGAUCCUCAAGUUAAAAGAGCAACCUCAUUAACAUUAUCCUCCCUUAAAUUCAUUCAAGCUUUAAAAAAUGAACAAUUAUCACCCGACGUCUUAAAAAAUGGUCAACCUCUUUGUAUGUAUCAAUAUUCAAAAUUAUUUGGGGCAUCAAGAAUCCCAACUCAUAAUGGUUGUAUCAUGCAAACCGAUGCUAAUUCAAAUCAUAUUGUCGUAUUAUCAAAAUCUCAAUUUUAUUGGUUUGAUGUAUUGGAUCUGCAAAAUAAUUUAAUCCUUUCUGAACUGGAUUUAUCCAUUAAUUUCACUUCUAUAAUUCAUGAUUCUUUAACUACUGAUGCAUCUGAUAUUGCAAAAUCUUCAUUUGGAGUCUUGACUACUGAAAAUAGAAGAAUUUGGGCAGGAAUUAGAAAUACUCAAAUUUCAAAUAAUCAAACUAAUAAUGAAAUCUUAUCCAUCAUUGAUUCAGCUUUAUUCAUCUUAUGUCUUGAUGAUAUUGAGAUUAAUGAUUUAUCUUUAUUAUCCAAAAAUAUGCUUUGUGGUUUAUCAAUCUUAGAUAAAGGUAUUCAAGUUGGUACUUGUACUAACAGAUGGUAUGAUAAAUUACAAAUCAUCAUUACAAAAAAUGGUAAAGCCGGAAUCAAUUUUGAACAUACUGGUGUAGAUGGACAUACCGUUUUAAGAUUCGUCAGUGAUAUUUAUACUGAUUCAAUUCUUUCCUUUGCAAAAUCAAUCAAUACAAAUUCUCCAUCACUUUGGAAAGACACUAAUAAUAAUCCUGAUAGACCAAUCUCACCAUCAGAAGAACCAUUAAUCACAGUUCCAAGAAAAUUAGAAUGGGAAUUGACAUCUGAUUUAUCAUUAGCAUUAAGAUUUGGUGAAACAAGAUUAUCUGAUUUAAUCAAUCAAAAUGAAUUCAAACAUCUUGAAUUCAAAAACUACGGUUCAACCCAAAUUAAAAAAAUGAAAUUCAGUCCCGAUGCUUUCGUCCAAAUGGCAUUCCAAGUCACUUAUUACGCCUUGUAUGGGAAAGUCGAAUGUACUUAUGAACCAGCCAUGACUAAACAAUUCUUCCAUGGUAGAACUGAAGCUAUUAGAACUGUAAGUUCUGAAUCGAAUUUAUUCGUGAGAAAAUUCUUUGAUUCUUCCGUAUCUAAUGAAGAUAAAUUAACGUACUUGGCUAAUGCUUGUAAUCAACAUAGUCAACAAACCAAACGUUGUUCAGUUGGGAAGGGGGUUGAUAGACAUCUUUAUGCUUUGUUCUGUAUUUGGAAAAGAUAUGUUGAUUCUCAUGAUGAUGAUGAUGAUGAACAUAUCGAAGCUACUGAAAUGAAUACCAGAUCGUCGAUUUCAACCUUAGUGGAAGAUGAUGAUACUAGUUCUUCCGAUAACACUAUAGUUAAUAGUUCAUCCAAUGGUAAAAGAUCAUCAUCCUCGUCAGUAUCAACCGCAUUGAAACAAUUACCUUCUGUUUUUGCUGAUUCAGGAUGGGAUAAAUUAAACAAUACCGUCAUUUCUACUUCUAAUUGUGGUAAUCCUGCUUUAAGAUUAUUCGGUUUCGGUCCUGUAUCUGCUAAUGGGUUUGGUAUUGGAUAUAUUAUUAAAGAUGAUUCAAUCUCAAUCUGUGCAAGUUCCAAACAUCGUCAAACACAAAGAUUCUUAGUCACUUUAGAAUCAUAUUUCAAUGAAAUCCAACAAAUUUGGAAACAAGUUAAUAUCAAGAAAAAAGCUGCUAAAGUAGCCAAUGACGCCGCCGCAGUAGCCAUCACUAAAGCAACUGUUACCACCGCUACUUCCACCACUAUGGAAAUCUCUACAUCUUCAUUACAACAACCAAAACCUCAAUCUAAUUUAUCUACUCUUUUAGGGGGGUACGGUUAUUUCGAUAUGGGUGAAGAUGAUAUUAAAUCAAGAGGUACUUCUCCUGAACCUCCUUUCUUGAAUAGAAAUAAUUCAGGUUUCUCCAUAAGAGAAAUCGGUAAGAAAUUAAGAUUAUCUGAAUAUUAAUCUAUCUAUGUUUAUGUCUACUAUUUAUUUUUUAACGUCAUGACUAUUUAUUAAGUGGUUUGAUACCCUUGCCAACCCUUUAUUUAUUUAUUUUAUUUAUUACUACUUAUUAUUUUUAUCUAUUUAUUCGAGUUAUUUAUUUCACUUAUUUAUAUACAUAAUAUACAUUAUAACAACAUGAACUUCUAAUAUAUAACGUA